AAAUUUGAUAGAAAAUAGUAAUGAUAAUUUUAUAAGGUUUAAAACAAACUAUAUAAAUGGCUACUGCAUGGGGUAAUGACGAUCUGGUAUCAUUUUACACCACAAAACACUCUUGGAGAGGGAAAUACAAACGUGUAUUUUCUAUUGGAACUAAAGCCAUUACUACUUACAACCCUGCAACCUUAGAAGUUACAAACCAAUGGAAUUAUACUGACUUCUUUGGGAUCAAUCCAAGUUUAAAAACUGCAAAUGAGUUUAUAAUUGUUGUAAGAAAAGCUAAAGAAGGAAAGAAAACAGUUUCAAUGACAUUUUCUUCAGAUCAUCGAUCUGAUGUAUUAACAUAUGCUUUAUCAAUGAGGGCACAGUUUUAUGAGUCUAAAGUAAAAAGUGAACCACGCUUUAAUGCUUACAAACAUCACUGGAGUGAAAAUCGAAUCCCAGUAAUCUUGCUUGUUUCACCAUGCUCACUUGAUCUUAUCGAUUAUCAAACUAAAAAAGUUUUAUGUUCAUAUAACUACAAAGACAUGGAAGGUGUUGCUGAAGUAUCUGACUAUCAAGCUGGUUUUGUUAUUAUAUAUGGUGGAUUUUCUAGACUGCAUUUAUUUUCAUGUGAUCAGCGUGACGAACUAAUAAAAAAAAUAAUCGAUUCAGCUUGUAACUGUAUUGGUGUCUCCUUAAAAAAUUCUAAAGAACCAAUUACUUUUGAGUACUUUCAAACAAAAAGGCUUGGCAAAUUCUGUGAUGAUGAGUCAAUAACUCCUUUGACUGAGUUCAAAGUGCUCAAAAUAAGUCCUCGAAAUAUUGAGCCAGUCAGCAGAAUAUUCUCAUUAUCUGAAAAUUGCAUAGUAGAGCGAGACCCAGCAACAUAUCAUAUCUGUUCAAUACAACCUCUUAGUAAUAUAUUUGCUCUUGUUCGUUAUCCUGAUAAUCCACAAUUAUUUGAUAUUGAGUAUGUAAGUGGUUUUUCUCGAAAAUACUUAUGCACAGAGCGAGAUGCUUUACUAGCCAGUUUAGUGGAUGGUGUUCGUGCCAGUGGAAAUCAAGAGGUUCAUGUUCAAAUGACUCCAACUAAAAGAGGUUAUCGCCAGUCUCCAUAUUAUCAACCUGUUGAUGAAGAAGUAGAAGCACAUCAUUUAAAGUUUUUAUCUCAACCUCCUGCUAAAUUUUUUGAAGCCGUUGCUCGUUUUAAUGCAAAUAUUUCAUACAGCGGUUUGUUGCAUGCUGUGACACAAGAUACAUUGUUUGCAGAAAAUAAAGAAAAGUUAAUUGUUCAAGGAUUAACAUCCUUGCUUGCUAAUGAUUACGAUGUACUUACCAUUCCGACCGAAGACUUAGAAUCUUUUUUUCAUGCUCUGCGUAGAUUAGUGGCUUCCAAAGCUGGUUUUGAAGCAUUUACUACACUGCCAAAGUUUAGAGAACGUGUUGGUGUAAAAGUAGUAAAAGCUUUAAAACGUAAUAAUGAUGGUGUAACUCAUGCUGCUAUUGAUAUGCUAUCAGCUCUAAUGCAGCCUAUGCAUGAAAAUUAUAAUUUACGUCAAGAACAGUUGAAUAAAUCUUCUCUUUUGUAUUCGAAAGCAUUUCUAGAGGAUUUACUUGAUUUAUUUAAUACACAUGUACUUCAUGAUUCUGGUGCUCUUGUUAUCUCUGCUUUGCUUGAUUUUCUUACAUUUGCUCUUUGUCCACCUUACAGUGAAACCACUGAUGGUCAACAGUUUGACAUUCUUCUUGAAAUGGUUUCAGGUUUGGGUAGAUGUUUGUUUAGGCUGUUUCAGCAUCCAUCCAUAGCUAUUGUCAAAGGUGCAGGAAUGGUAAUGAAAGCUGUUAUUGAAGAAGGUUCUGAUGAAAUCGCAACACGAAUGCAAGAUCUUGCACUUGCAGAAGGUGCACUUCCUAGGCAUUUACACACUGCUAUGUUUACAACAAGUACACUUGAUAAUAGACUUCUUACUAAUAGACAACUUAGUCGCCACCUAGUUGGUUUGUGGGUAACAGGACAUCCAACAACUAUGGCUCUACUCAAGAGAUGUCUGCCUGUAGGACUGCUCAAUUUUCUUGAAUCAAAAGAAGAAGUUCCUGAAGUAGAUAUAGAUAGAUUGCAUGUUCGUGACAAUCUAAAGUUAGCUGAAGAAGCUGGAGUUAACAAACUAAGACGAAAUCAGCAAAUCAAACAACUUGAAAAAUUUCUCACCCAUUGGAAGUCAAAAGUAGAAGAUAAAGUUGGAGUUAAAAAGGAGCAAAAAAUUGAAAACAAACCAGUUGUUUUGAGAAAGCGAAGACAACGUAUUAGAAGUGAAGCUAACUGGGACCUCUUUUACUAUAAAUUUAAUAUUGAUCAUUGUACACCAUUACUUAUUUGGAAUUCUAAAACAAGAGAUGAACUCAGAGAUACACUUGAAGCUGAGAUGAGAAUUUUUUCAAUGGACAAGGAUUUAAUCAACCAAAGAUUGAUAUCAUGGAACCAUUCUGAAUUUGAAGUGCAAUAUACAUGUUUGUCUGAAGAAAUCAAAAUAGGAGAUUAUUAUCUACGUGUUUUACUUGAAGAAGACGAGUCAAAAGAAACUUCUCCAAUUUUGGAGCCUCUUGAAUUUUUUAAUGAUCUUUAUCAUCGGUUUCUUAUUACUACUAAACUUGAUAUGAAAGCAAUGUGUUUACAGGCUAUGGCAAAGGUGUAUGGUAAAUGUUUUGAAGCUAUUGGAUCUUUUCAUGAUACUGUGUACAUUGUUGGAAUGUUAGAGCGAUCAACGGACAAACUUGAGCGUGAUCGUCUCUUACUCUUUAUUAAAGAACUUUUAAAAAAUAAAUCAAAUGUAAAACAGUUUUUGGAUGCUGGUGGAAUUCGUAUUUUAGUUGAACUUGUUGUAUUAGCUCAUUUACAUGUUUCACGAGCUACUGUGCCAUUACAAACCACUAUGAUUGAAGCUUCUGUAGAUAUGUUAAAAUCUUAUGCUGAAAAAGAAUGGUAUUUUGGGAACACUGAGAAGGAAAGACGUGGUCCAUUUAGUUUUCCUGAGAUGAAAGAUCUAUGGGCGGAAGGUGUAUUAAAACCAACAACAAGGUGUUGGGCACAAGGAAUGGAUGGAUGGCGUCCAUUGAAUCUUAUUCCGCAAUUAAAGUGGUGUAUUUCUGCUACAGGGACAGCUAUAAUGAAUGAAUCCGAUCUUGCAGUCAAUUGUUUAAACAUGCUGAUUACAAUUUGCAAACUUUUUCCAAACAAAGAUAUUGAUGGUGCUGUUGUUCGUCCGUUACCUCGUGCAAAAAGAAUGUUAUCAGAAGCUUCUUGUCUUCCACAUAUUGUUCAGCUUUUACUGACAUUUGAUCCUGUUAUUGUUGAAAAAGUUGCAGUACUUAUAACUGAUAUUAUGGUGGAUAAUCCUGUGAUGCCACGCCUCUAUUUGACUGGAAUUUUUUUCUUUAUUAUGAUGUACACAGGUUCGAAUGUAAUACCAAUCGGCAAAUUUCUUGCUGAAGCCCACUUAAAGCAAGCUUUUAAAUCAGAAGAGAACUUACCAAAAGAGAUGCUUCAGCGGAGUAUUCUUGGUCCUAUUCUCCCAGAAGCUAUGAUCUGGUUUCUUGAAAACUAUGGAGCUGAAAAAUUUGCUGAAACAUUUUUGGGUGAGUUUGAAACACCGGAAGCAAUAUGGAACAGUGAAAUGCGAAGAAUGGCUAUUGAGAAAAUUGCAUCUCAUAUUGCUGACUUUUCACCAAGGUUACAAAGUAAUGUUAGAGCUUUAUAUCAGUACUGUCCAAUUCCUACUAUUCAAUAUCCACAACUUGAAAAUGAGCUUUUUUGUAACAUAUACUAUCUUCGACAUUUAUGUGAUACAGUCAAAUAUCCUGAUUGGCCUAUUCAAGAGCCAGUCAAAUUAUUGAAGGAUAUAUUAGAUGCUUGGAAAACUGAAGUGGAGAAAAAGCCCUCAACAUAUUCCUCAGCUCAAGCUUAUGAGAUUUUGGGACUGUCAUCAGACAAACAGCACGAUGAUGCAGCGAUUCGAAAAGCGUAUUUUAAGAUGGCACAAAAGUAUCAUCCUGAUAAAAAUCCAGAAGGAAGAGAAAUCUUUGAAGAAGUAGCUAAAGCUUAUGAGUAUUUAUGUAGUAAAGCCGCAAAAAAAAAUACUAGUGGUCCAGAUCCAUUAAAUAUUACCUUAAUUCUUCAAUCUCAAAGUAUAUUAUUUAAAAGAUAUAAAGAUGUUUUACAACCUUAUAAAUAUGCUGGUUAUCCAAUGCUUAUAAAAACAAUUCAAAUGGAGUCAGUUGACUCACAGUUGUUUGCUAAGGACACAGCAGUUCUUCCAGCAGCUUGCGAACUUGCUUAUCACACAGUUAAUUGUUCAGCAUUAAAUGCAGAGGAAUUGCGUAGGGAAGAUGGAAUAGAGGUACUUCAAGAAACAUAUUCUCGUUGUGUUGGUAUUUUAAAUCAAUCAUCAACACCAAAUGAUCUUCCAGUACAAAUUUGCUCACAUGUAACUCGUUGUUACACUGUUGCUGCGCAAUUUGAAGGAUGUCAGGAAAAAAUUACUGAGCUUCCUAGUAUAGUUAAAGAUAUGUGCAAGAUUUUGUUCUUUAAGAAACUGGCAAAUCUAAGUUGUAUUGUUUCUGAAUGCAUCUCAAGUUUCUCAAUAGAUUUCUGGCUACAAACUCAUCUACUUCAGUCAGGAGCAUUGUGGCAUCUUCUUCAGUUUUUAUUCAAAUAUGAUUACACCUUGGCAGAAAGUGGAGUAGAUGCAUGCAGUGAUUCUAAUCAACAAGAGGUAUGUAAUAAUCUUGCAAGGUUAAGCAUCAAAGCGUUGGCUAGAAUGGCUGGAUAUUAUGAAGGGGAAUUAGCAACUCCUGAAAAUCCUGCUGUGCAAAAAGCACUUUGUGCAAUGCUAACACCAUUUAUUGCAAGAAAGUUAGGUAAAGAGGAGCCACAUGAGGUAUUAAAGUUGUUAAAUUCAAACACGGAGAAUCCAUAUCUGAUAUGGGACAAUGGUACAAGAGCUGAACUUAUUGAGUACCUCGAAGCAAAUCAAAAAGAAAAGAGUGAUGUGAAAGAUCAAACAUUUGGAGCGGAUUUUGUGUUUACUAUUCACAGUAAAGAAUUAAUUGUUGGAGAAAUCUUUGUUCGAAUCUAUAAUGAGCAGCCUACAUUUCCACUUCUGGAUCCUUAUAGUUUUGGCAGUGCUCUAUUAGAUUAUUUGGGUUCACAGGCACAGUAUCUUCACUCGUUAAUGGCUUUAACUGCUUCUGAUAUUGAUACUAGUAAGUCUAGUGCUCACAUGUCUCGGCUAGAAAAAAUCGGUAUGGCACUUGAAGCUCUGAGAAAUGUUAUUAAAGGAAAUUCAGGUGUUGAAGUACGUUGUAUUGGGCAUUUUAAACUUUUAUUUUCAUUACUUCGUUUGACUGGUGCUGAAAAGCUACAAAAGCUUGCUUUAGAGGUUAUAUCAAGUGUCACUGGCAAUGGUAAAUGUGUUGUUAACAUUGCAGAUGCUGAUGUACUUGCUUAUCUUCUCUUAACUCUUCACACACUACCCUCUUCUUGUAUUUUGGUACUCGAUACUUUAUAUGCACUAAUGUCUAAUACAAAAAUUGUUAAAGAAGCCAUGUCAAAAGGUGCUUUGAUUUAUCUUCUUGAUUUGUUUUGUAAUUCAACAAAUGCCACAGUAAGAACAAGAACGUCAGAACUUUUUUCGAAAAUGAUGGCUGAUAAGUUAAUUGGUCCUCGUGUAAAAAUUGUACUGUCUAAAUUUUUACCUUCUAUAUUUAUGGAUGCUAUGAGGGAUAGUCCAGAUGCCUCAGUUCAUAUGUUUGAAGCAAACCAUGAGAAUCCCGAACUUAUAUGGAAUGAUGAUGCAAGAGACAAGGUAUCAGCAACUGCAAAAGAUAUGAAGGAUAAACAUUUCUUUGUACAAAAAGAUGAUCCAUAUGCAACAUGGAAGCUUCCCGACAACUUUUAUAUUACUUUGGAUGAUGUUUUAGAAGAGUUUGUUGUUGGUGGCGUUUUUCUUCGACUUUUUGUUGCUCAACCUAACUGGGUGUUAAGAAAGCCAAAAGAGUUUAUGGUUUCACUUAUGGACAAAUUUAUAAGUUUAUCAACAAAACCGUUAAACACAAACGAUCAUAUUGAGAUAGUUACUCAAGCAAUUGUUUCAUUAUUCAGUGCCCAGCCUCCUCUUGCUGACCAAGUUCCUGCUCUUGGUCAUCUUCCUCAAAUCUUUCAAGUAAUGGGAUCAACUAAUAACUCAAUACCAAAAUAUGCAUUACAAGUUGUUCAUGUCUUAUCAAAUAACGAGUUAUGUGUUCGAACAAUGUCACAGACAGAUAGUAUUCGACUAAUGAUUGUGGCCAUGCGAUCACGUCAGGAUAUCAUGAGUUUAGCUGCAGAAACAUUAAGCAGAAUGUAUGAAAAAAGUAAUACCGAACUUGUUGCUCAGGCUGUCAGGUCUGAUUUAAUCAAGUUUUUAUUAAACAUACUGGAUAGCCCACUAACAGGUAUUAAAAAUUCCUCUGGUACAAAAGCUCAGAUUGUUAAAGCUUUAAAAGCCAUGAUUCGAGAUACAAAUUAUGGAGAACAGGUAAACCAAAUUUUAGAGGCAUCGACAAUUUGGCCUACGUUUAGAGAUCAAAUGCACGAUCUUUUUUUGAAUGAUCGUCAACAUGCUGGUUAUCUAACGGGUCCAGUAGCUACUGCUGGCUAUCUAACACAAGGUCCAACAUCUUUACCGGCAUCAAUGAAUAGACCUCCACCAAUAGAAAAAAACGAAGAUUUUUUUAGUUAGUUUUUAUAUAUUAAGUUGCGAAAGAACUUCAAACAAUAGGAACGCAAAUAAUUAAUUUGAUAUAAUUUUUUUUUCAAAUUUAGUACGAGGCAGUUUAUUGACGAUAUAAUGAUAAGAUAAUGAAUAAGAUAAUAAGAUAAGACAUUAAGAAUAAGAUACUGCUAAGACAUUUUUUAAAAGAGUUAUGAGUUUCAUUAUUAUUAUAUGAAAAAAAUUAAGAUGUAAUUAUUUGGACUUUUGGACAAUUUUUAUAAAUAUAUAAACUUUUUUGUAAUAAAAUUGUGGAAACAAACAAAAAGAUCGUUUUUGUAUUAAGUACAUUUUAAAAUCAACCUAAUUUAUUUAUUUUUUGUUAUUGUUGUUUUUUUUAGUUGAACAUGUUUUUUGUGAACAAAUUUAUAAUUU
Messenger RNA from Hydra vulgaris (swiftwater hydra), 7160 nucleotides. Its product is annotated as dnaJ homolog subfamily C member 13. Gene Ontology annotation, biological process: regulation of early endosome to late endosome transport; receptor-mediated endocytosis; endosome organization. Gene Ontology annotation, cellular component: endosome membrane. Lineage: Eukaryota; Metazoa; Cnidaria; Hydrozoa; Anthoathecata; Hydridae. The record is from RefSeq and is a predicted model, not a curated record.